GAUACAUCAAUGUACCCAUCUUGAGGAUGGAGGCGCUGCUUGCGAAGGCGUCGACGCUGCGCUCAUUCCUGCGGAGGGCUGCUGAGGAGCGCAUCGCCAAUGGAGACCUCACUCUCGAGCAAAACCUCUCCAAAGUGACAAACCAGGAUGUAGUCUUCGCCUUGGACCAUACAUUCCUCAUCCAGUCUCACACUACAGGAGUAGAUGUGCUGCCCCGCUCUCCCUGGAGCUGUGGAACGAGCAUCUCACAUGUAGAUAAUUGGAAAAACUAGUCAAAAGGUAGAGGUUUUAAAGUAAUUAACUUUUUUUUUCGUGGUUUGUAGACGGAAUUGGUGCACCAUGUCAUUGAGCGGCUUCUAGCACGGAAGAGAGCGAUGAAUUGGGAGGACGCAAACAUUCUGACGCUUGGGUAUCGAGAGGCGACUCCGGGGGCUGCAGGUCAUCGAGUGACGCAGUCGAACGGGAUUGUAUGCUACUACCCGAAUACACUGGUGGCUGCGUUGAAGAAACCUUUGUGGGGGUCCUUACACGAGCUAAUGGGGGAUGACCUCGUGACGCAUUUACUACUGAAUUAUACCAUUUUUGUGCAAUUAAAGGAGAAUCCAGACUCGUUCAUACAGCUUACUGGGAAGAGUUUGCGUCAGCAAAAGCGCCAGACGAUGAGCGAUUCGGUCGAUACUACGAAGCGAAACGUGUCGAUCAACCACGUGAUGUAUGCGCGUUCUUUUCGGAGAGAUCGAGUGUUUGCGAGCUCCCAUUUCCUGGUGAAGGCGUCCAAGACAGGAGACCCGAUCAGCAGAACUGAAGCUUCACGAGUCCUUCGGUCGAUUUUUCCCGAUACUGCAGGCCAAAAGCGAUUGUCGAAGCGUUUGAUUAAUCUGAUUCCGACUAUACAGACUAUGGUGUCGAGGUUCAAAGCCUGUCAAGUCGAAGAGCUGGCCAAGAAGAUCGUCCCGGUGAACGCUGAUUUCCGCAAGUUUAUGGCAGAUAACCCGGAUAUCAAGCGGAAAAUCACGGAGAGAGCUGCUGAUGUAAAAACAUCGUCGCAAACGAUGAUCCUUCCGAUACUGCGCAAGUCACUGGAAGAUGGAUAUCUGAGUCAAAGUGACGGUGUGGCGUCAAGCUCUGAGCGAAAACGCAAGCGAAGAGAAGAAGCAAUUGAAAUGCUAUCACAUGUAUCGGUGAGCUCUUCGAAAAGUCCGGACGAGGCUGUUCAUAAUGGAAAGAAACACAAAAACGAUACCAGUCAGCAACAUUUCAAUGAAGUGUCAGAUCUGACAAAGUUGCAGCAGCACAAGGAGGACAUCAAGAAGUUGCUGGCGUUUGCGACUCCAAAGAAGAAAAUUUAUCGGCUGAUCCGGAAGUUUAUCGUUCAAGUUGUACCGAAAGAAAUGUGGGGCGAUAGCGACACCAAGAACUGGAAGUGCGUGAAGAUACUACUGCGAAAACUCAUUUUUUCGCGGAAGUUCGAUGUCUUUUCGCUGAAAAAGUGUGCAGACGAGUUCCAGGUGACGAAGGUGAAGUGGAUGAAUGUUCAACACAAAGGAAAAUACUGCCCGCCAAACGAACGCGUCAAGUGUCUUGAGCUCUUGCAGGAUUUACUGUGGUGGAUGAUAUCGUCGCUGGUCUUCCCAUUGUUGCGAAACUUGCUUUAUAUUACUGAGGCUGAGGGACUGGCGAACGAAAUAGCAUUUUACCAGCGACCAGUGUGGAAUGUGAUCAGUGCGCUUGCUCUCUCCGACUUGGAAGGAGGACUCCUACAACCUGCCAGCAUUGAAACCUUGCCAAGCGAACGUCAAUUGGCUACCUCUCGAAUGCGAUUGCUACCAAAACCUAAUGGAAUUCGUCCGCUGAUGAAUUUAUCCACAGCUACUGAUCCAACCAAAGUCUCAGUGAACAGAUCCAUGGAAGCUGUUCAUCGAGUCCUGAUUUUUGAGAUGGAGCGACAGCCAAAGCUUCUUGGAGCUUCAGUUCGAAACAUCGACGAGAUUUACAAGCGACUCAAGCCAUUUUUCCUCCAGAUCUCGCAAUGUCCUUGCUGUGCAGAGCGGCGACGUGUAUGUGGUGACACCCCAAUGGCUUACUGCGUGACUGUGGACGUCGAACGCUGCUUUGAUACGAUUCGACCUCGAAAACUUUAUCAGAUACUCAAGAAGGCGAUGAAAGAGGAUGAAUAUCUGAUCCGGAAGCAUUGGGUUGGACACCAAGUCGCCCCGGUCUCGUCUUCAACAGAUAGUAAUGAAUCCUUACCGGCGUCUUCGUUCUUCUUUAAGCUAGAGCGUCCAGCCUGUCCGUCUGGUGAGCUACUGGGUUUCGAUGAACUUGCAGCUCAGUCCAAGAAGAAGAACUCACUGUUAGUAGACGGGGUUCUCUAUGACUACCUGACCAAAACCAAGGCGCUCCAGUUGUUAAAGGAGCAUUUAUCCUCGAAUGUCGUUCAGAUGGAAGGCCACGAGUACGUUCAGCGAUGUGGAAUACCGCAAGGUUCCGUGCUCUCCACGACGCUGUGCAACAUGUACUAUGCUCAUUUUGAGCGGCGAGUACUUCGCAAACGUUUGCCAGAGGUGUGCGACCCAGCUAUCGUACCGGUUUCCUGUUGUCAACACGAGGAAUUGCUUCGAUAUAUCGAUGAUUUCAUGUUCAUAACGACGGAUCUCAAGAGAGCGAGGAGGUUUUUCGAAGUGAUGCAUGAGGGCAAUGAGGAGUAUGGAUGUUGCGUAAAUGUUACGAAAAGUCAAGCAAAUUUUGAAGUCGAUAGUAGAAGUGAACAAACGCCAAGUGGAUUCAUAUCGUGGUGUGGCAUGUUGAUCGACCCGAAAGAUCUUCAGGUCUACGUCAACUACGAAAAACUAAGCAGCUCGUUAUUGCAAAGCUCGAUCCCGUUUAACGAGACGAAGACGGCACAGGAUAUUUUUGUGGACAAAGUGAUCUCUCCGAUUCGACAGCGAUGGCAUGCGCUGUAUUUUGACCCCGAGUUGCUAUCGGAUGACUCCAUUCGUGUCAACCUGUUUCAGAUGCUACUCGUGGCAGCGCAUAGGUUCACGAUUCUCAUCGACGUGUUGCCUUUCGUUAACCGUGAUAUGAACUUCUUUCAUAAUUGUAUGCUGCGGGUUUUGAAGAAGAUGACGAAGGGCAUUCAUCACAAUCUCAAGCUGGGUUUGGACUCUGCCUGCACCAAGACCAGAGAGCCUCGAAAUCGGUCUAAAUUAACGUAUGAGGGAAUGAAAGAACAGGUUUGGACGGUAGGACUGUUUGCGUUCUGUCUCGUGAUCGAAUCCAAGCGUGACCAAGUCAAGGGGAGCAGUGCUGGAUAUGGUAAAGAACAAUGCCGAUGGUUGGAGUGGCAGAAACUAUUGGACAGCAUCCAAGUUGAGCGCGAAAAAAUCAAGGUGUGCGCGAAAUGUACUCAAAGUACUGUGCCGUUCAGCUUGGAAUGGUUGUUGCAGGACCGGCGCAAUGCAUGCGCAUUGAAGCAGUACAAGCAACGUGGCUUGACAUAAGACGCAACUCUUUCGAGUCCAACGAAGAGAAUCCGCGGAUGACAAAGUAAAAUUCUGAUUCUAUCAUGUUGCGCAAAUGCAAAAGCCAGAUAACGUACUUUUAACGUACUGUACAGUUGGUUCAGUGGUCAUCUAUUGUAAAACCGUUUUAUGUAGAUUACAGGAUCAUUGAUGGCGCAACCCAAAUGGACUGUCGAUGCAACAGUUUGCUGUCUUCUUUGGUGUGUUAACAAUAAAGAGUGAACUCUUCCCUGGCC
Messenger RNA from Phytophthora nicotianae INRA-310, 3757 nucleotides. RefSeq lists its product as hypothetical. Gene Ontology annotation, molecular function: telomerase RNA binding; telomeric repeat DNA binding. The record is from RefSeq and is a predicted model, not a curated record. Gene Ontology annotation, cellular component: telomerase catalytic core complex. The coding region runs from base 375 to 3500 and encodes 1041 amino acids. Gene Ontology annotation, biological process: telomere maintenance via telomerase. NCBI's taxonomy places the organism in Eukaryota, Oomycota, Peronosporomycetes, Peronosporales, Peronosporaceae. The transcript is spliced from 8 exons.